Messenger RNA from Meleagris gallopavo (turkey), 3142 nucleotides. RefSeq names its product bone morphogenetic protein 15 (gene BMP15). Gene Ontology annotation, cellular component: extracellular region. NCBI's taxonomy places the organism in Eukaryota, Metazoa, Chordata, Aves, Galliformes, Phasianidae. Gene Ontology annotation, molecular function: cytokine activity; growth factor activity. The record is from RefSeq and is a predicted model, not a curated record.
CGCAGCCAGCCCGCCCGGCACGGCUCGGCACGGCUCGGAGCCGUUCUCUGCGCUGGGAUAGGAGCCGUGCGACUCGGAGCGUCCCGGUACAACAAGAAGGGCUGGCACGGCACGGCUCGGCUCAGACGUGCACAUGGCACAUCGCGCUUGGCACACUUUGGUUUGGCACAACGUGGCACAGCUUAGCCCUCCGUGGCACGGUUCAGCCCCGCGUGGCACAGUUUGGCGCAGCUGAGCGCAGUUUGGCGCAGCGCACAAGCAAGCUUGGCGCGCUGGGGCUUGGCACAGCUCAGCACAGUUUGGCUUGGCACGGCUCAGCUCGCAGCCUGUGCUGGACACCGAAGGGCGCAACCCGCCGCGUCCCACCCAGUGUCACCCGUUACCACGCCUGGGAGGGGAUGGGUGACGCAACGCCGUCUGGCCCCCGCCCUGUCCCCCGGGACGUCACCCCACGUCCCCCCGGCAGCUCUGACUCAUUGCCUCUCUGCCAAAACGGCUGCUCCAGCGGCUUCGAGUUGUCCCCCACGCCACUGGGAUUUGGGACACCCCACCCUCCCAGAUGUCCCCACCUCCCCGUGCCACUGCUGGCGGUCCCCAUCCUGUAUCCCUCCUUGCUCUCUCCGUCCCACCACGUGGAGCCCACCUUGGGCAAGGAGAUGUCCUGUCAGGGUGGCAUGAGUGUCACCGGGCUUGGGGACAGUGUCCCCCAUAAGGCUGUGCCUCAGGUGACCCUUCAGGUGACACAUCCGAGCCUGGUGACAGCUCAGGUACCACCUGGCUGUGUUCUGUGCUGCUGGGUUCUGAGUCCCUACAUCCACAUGUGCCACCACCCCUGGGCUCAGGGAGCUGCCACUGAGAAGGGAGAACUUAGGUGUGGUUCUCAGGGGGCUCCUGCCCCUUUAAGCCCUAAUUAGGAACAUGCCUUUAAAAAGUCCCAUGGGCCUCAGUCCUCUUACCCUGCUGGACCAGGCCGGUGAGGAGCAGGUGGGCUGAGCAAGCUGGUCCUCCCACCACCCCCUGCACCCUUCCCCACCCCGGCACUUUUAAGCUCCCCUCCCAUUGCCAGGUUUUUGUCCAGCUGGCUUUGCCCCCUGCUUUGGGGGAUUUGGGUUUUAGCCCUGAUCUUGCACUCUUUUUGCAGAGCCCCCCCCUCUUCACCCCUUUUCUCUUUGUGCUGAGCUGAGUUCUCUGGCAUGGGUGCUGUAGCGUGACAGCACCCCGGGACCUCUUUCUGCUUUACCUUUGGGGGGAACCCAUGAAGCAUGACCGCAGCGCUCCCCUAAUCCUGCUGUCACCUCACCUCCUGUCACCCACCAUGGCUUUGCUCCGGCCCUUUACCGCUCUCCUCCUCCUCACCGUGCUGCUCUCCUGGGCUGCGAGCCAGACCCCUCCCUUGCCCCUCUUGCAAGCUCUGCGGGCGCAAGCGCCAGGUAGCCAGGGCUGGAGGGGAGGGGCAGCCAGUGGGCAGCCCCUGCGCUACAUGCUGGAGCUGUACCGGCGUGCUGCUGACCACGAGGGGCGGCCCCGGCGUGGCCGCAGUCUGAGCACCAACACCGUGCGCCUGGUGCAGGCGGCUUCCCAUGAAGGACAGCCCUGGGCAGGUCGCUGGUACAUGCAGCCCCUCACCUACCGCCUGGCUGCCCAGCCUGAAGCCGAGCACCUUCUCCGUGUCACCGUGGCCUACCCUCAGAGCCUGCCACUGCCCCGUGGUCGCCUCCUGUGUGCCGUGGAGCUGCUGCCUGCUGCCAAAGCCCCGGCGGUCCUGCUCAGCCCCACCGCCCCAUCCCGCCACGGCUGGACCGAAGCAGACAUCACCCCCUAUUUAUCCCCAGCAAAUAGCAGCUCAGGAGGAACGCUGACCCUGCGGCACAUCUGCGUGCGAGCUGGCCGAGCCACCGCAGCCAACCCAGCGUCCCCUGCAGACCCUUUCCUCCUCCUCUUCCUCAAUGACACCCGCAGCGGGACGCUACCGGAGCCUCGGCGCAGCCGGCGUGAGGCAGGGACGCUUCUCCACGACCUGCCCAGCUACCUGCGGGAUGCUGGAGGGGACAAAAGUGAUUGCUCCCUGCGCUCCUUCCCCGUCAGCUUUGCCCAGUUGGGUUGGGACCAUUGGAUCAUCGCUCCCCAUCGCUACAACCCGCGUUAUUGUAAAGGAGUGUGCCCACGGCUCCUCCGCGAUGGCUACCACGCGCCCAACCACGCCGUGGUGCAGAACUUGGUCCACCAGCUGGUGGAUGCCAACGUCCCCCGACCCUCCUGCGUCCCCUACCGCUACAGCCCCAUCAGCGUCCUGAUGAUCCAGCAUGAUGGCAGCAUCCUCUACAAGGAGUAUGAGAACAUGAUCGCAGAGUCCUGCACCUGCCGGUAACCUGUGCCCGGAGCUGGAUUCUUUUUUUUGGAUGUAUUUUGAUGCUUGGUGGGUGGUUGGUUGUGUUUUUGUGGGUUUUUUGUUGGUUUUUUUUUUUUGGAUUGGGGAGGGGUUUGUCUCCACUCUGGUGCGAUGCUCUGAGGGAAAGUUUUACAGUUUUAUGGAAAACUUGUAUAAAAAAAAUUAUGUAGGAUUUUAAAGGUGGGAGCCUGCCCUUAGCAUCCCUCUGUCCUGCAUUGCUGUCUAUUGUGGGGGCUGGAGCAUGAAGCUGGUGGAGAGCGUGUCUCCAUGCUGUCACCUGCACCCAUAGGACUCAGUCCCACGCACCCCAAGCCAUCUUGUCCCUGGGUAUUUUGGGGGCUCCCCCCGUUGCAGCCCCAAUCCUGGCUUUCCUUGGGAUGGCUAUGAAAACUGGUGGGACGUGGGGAUGGUAGUGUCACCCCAUUGCCUCUCUGUCUGCUGUUCCAUGUGGGCUGGGCUCUGCUCUGAACCUGUCCUUGUUCCCAGAGGUGUCCCCCAGGCCCACAGCCUGGCUUUCCUCUAUUUAUUGCUGACUGUGUUAAUAAAUAAAUUACUGAAUUUUGCUAAAGCCCACCUCGGUGGCUCCUUUGUUCCACUGCUGGUCUGUGGCUGUGCACCAAGCUCCAAUCACCUUCUUUUGUGUCUCCUACACUUCUCGUUCCGCUGUGACAUAAGGAGCCCCGAGUUCCCCUCCGUCCCCGUGCUUUGGUCACUGCAAUCCCGAUGGCAGCGUGAAGGAGAGUGCUUCCAGUC